AGGCAACCCUGUAACAUAACAUAACAAAAGAAGAUACAAAAAGAAAAAAAAUAAAUAUACAUUUUUCAUCCGACUGAAUAAUAAAUCGAAAAUUAAUCGCAAAAAACGCAAAAAGUAAAAAACACACAGAAAUUUGUAUUUGACCUCAUAAUCGAUAAACAACAUAAUUUAUCACGAAAAUAAAAUCGUCACGUCAAAAGAGAGAAACAAAUUAAAAGUAAAGUGAAGAUAAAAUAAAAAAGGAAAACACCAUGAAUUUGGUGGACCACAAUCCGUACGGCAAUGGCUUGCUGUAUGUGGGAUUUAAUCAAGAUCAAGGAUGCUUUGCCUGCGCCACAGAUUCGGGGUUUCGUGUAUUCAACAGUGAUCCAUUGAAGGAAAAAGAACGUCAAUAUUAUCCAGAGGGUGGCUUAAGUUAUGUGGAAAUGUUAUUUCGCUGCAAUUAUUUGGCCGUUGUUGGUGGCGGUAUUCGACCCUUGUAUCCCCCAAAUAAACUAAUAAUAUGGGAUGAUUUGAAAAAAGCGCCAGCCAUAUCAUUGGAUUUUAAUCAACCCGUUAAGGCGGUGCGCUUAAGGCGAGACCGCAUUGUUGUGGUUUUUGCGGGUUUUAUAAAAGUAUACACCUUUACACAACAGCCGCGACAAUUGCAUGUCUUCGAAACCAAUGCUAAUCCUCAUGGUCUAUGUGUUUUGUGUCCUCAUAGCAAUAAAAGUUUAUUGGCAUUCCCAGCACGUCGAACUGGUCAUGUGCAGAUUGUUGAUUUAGGAAACACCGAACGGGCACCCCUUGAAGUGGUGGCACACGAAGCCAAUAUUUGUUGCAUCGCAUUCAAUCUACAAGGUACACGAUUGGCUACAGCCAGCGAAAAGGGCACGCUAAUUCGAAUCUUUGAUACAGAAACGGGUAAAAAGGUGAAUGAACUCAGACGUGGCAGCAAUCAAGCGACUAUAUAUUGUAUAAAUUUCAAUCAUACGUCUACCAUGCUGGUAGUUUCAUCCGAUCAUGGUACUAUACACGUAUUCAAUUUGGAUGAUAGCAAGUCCAAGGAAUCAUCACUACCAAUAGUACCAAAAUAUUUUUCGAGUCAGUGGAGUUUUGUUAAAUUUUCCAUACCCAAGGAACCGCCUUGCAUUUGUGCAUUUGGUUCAGAUCCUAAUUCUGUAAUAGCAAUAUGUGCUGAUGGCCAUUAUUAUAAAUUCCUUUUCAACAGCAAGGGCGAAUGUAGCCGCGACGUAUGUACUCAAUUCUUGGAAUUAACUGACGAUGAUUAAGAUGUAACAAAUUACAAUAAUCUUAACUUUCCUUGUUUAUUGAGUAGUAGUACUAAACUUAUUUUAAAAUUUUUAUUUGUGAUGUCGCCUUCGUCGUGUUUUAAAUAUUUUCAUUUAAACUAUAUUUUUUCUUUAUCUUAAUAUAAUCAUUUUAAAAAGAAAUCUAAAGUUUAAGGAAUGAAAUAAUAAUGUUUUAAAAAGAGAGAAAACAUAAAAAUACAUGUUAAAGAUUGCUUUAUAUAUAUGGAAAACAUAUUAAAUAUAAAAAUUACAUAUAAUUAAAAAUAUAUACAUACAUAUAUAAAUUAGUGCAAACAAAAUGUAUUUGAUUUUGUUGGCUUGAUCAAUGCCAAUAAAAUUAACAGAUUUAUAAA
This is a messenger RNA of Calliphora vicina (urban bluebottle blowfly), 1645 nucleotides long. RefSeq names its product WD repeat domain phosphoinositide-interacting protein 3. The transcript is spliced from 5 exons. The record is from RefSeq and is a predicted model, not a curated record. Gene Ontology annotation, molecular function: phosphatidylinositol-3-phosphate binding; protein binding; phosphatidylinositol-3,5-bisphosphate binding. Gene Ontology annotation, biological process: autophagy of mitochondrion; protein localization to phagophore assembly site; nucleophagy. Gene Ontology annotation, cellular component: cytosol; extrinsic component of membrane; phagophore assembly site membrane. Bases 252 to 1271 code for a protein of 339 amino acids. Lineage: Eukaryota; Metazoa; Arthropoda; Insecta; Diptera; Calliphoridae.